Molecule: messenger RNA, 1766 nt
Organism: Suncus etruscus (white-toothed pygmy shrew)
Lineage: Eukaryota; Metazoa; Chordata; Mammalia; Eulipotyphla; Soricidae
Gene: NOVA2
Product: NOVA alternative splicing regulator 2
Exons: 4
Coding region: 59-1561 (500 amino acids)
Biological process (GO): mRNA splicing, via spliceosome; regulation of alternative mRNA splicing, via spliceosome
Cellular component (GO): cytoplasm; nucleus
Molecular function (GO): mRNA binding
Source: RefSeq, a predicted model, not a curated record
GCCGCCGCCGCCGCAGCAGCAGCAGCAGCAGCAGCAGCCGCCGCCCCAGGCCCCCCCCAUGGAGCCCGAGGCCCCGGAUUCCCGCAAGCGGCCCCUCGAAACGCCGCCCGAGGUGGUCUGCACCAAGCGCAGCAACACCGGAGAGGAAGGCGAGUACUUCCUGAAGGUGCUGAUCCCCAGCUAUGCGGCAGGCUCCAUCAUCGGCAAGGGCGGCCAAACCAUCGUCCAGCUACAGAAGGAGACGGGCGCCACCAUCAAACUCUCCAAGUCCAAAGACUUUUACCCAGGAACCACGGAGCGUGUAUGCCUGGUGCAGGGCACGGCAGAGGCCUUAAACGCCGUGCAUAGCUUUAUAGCUGAAAAAGUCCGAGAAAUCCCCCAAGCAAUGACCAAGCCUGAGGUGGUUAACAUCCUUCAACCCCAAACCACGAUGAACCCCGACAGAGCCAAGCAGGCCAAGCUGAUCGUCCCCAACAGCACGGCGGGCCUGAUCAUCGGCAAGGGCGGCGCCACGGUCAAGGCGGUGAUGGAGCAGUCGGGCGCGUGGGUGCAGCUGUCGCAGAAGCCCGAGGGCGUCAACCUGCAGGAGCGCGUGGUGACGGUGAGCGGCGAGCCCGAGCAGGUGCACAAGGCGGUGGGCGCCAUCGUGCAGAAGGUCCAGGAGGACCCGCAGAGCAGCAGCUGCCUCAACAUCAGCUACGCCAACGUGGCGGGCCCCGUGGCCAACUCCAACCCCACCGGCUCGCCCUACGCCAGCCCGGCCGACGUGCUGCCCGCGGCCGCCGCCGCCUCGGCCGCCGCCGCCGCCGCCUCGGGGCUGCUGGGGCCCGCGGGCCUGGCCGGGGUGGGCGCCUUCCCUGCCGCGCUGCCCGCCUUCUCGGGCACCGACCUGCUGGCCAUCAGCACGGCGCUCAACACGCUGGCCAGCUACGGCUACAACACCAACUCGCUGGGCCUGGGGCUCAACUCGGCCGCCGCCUCGGGCGUCCUGGCCGCCGUGGCCGCGGGCGCCAACCCCGCCGCCGCCGCCGCCGCCAACCUGCUGGCCUCCUACGCGGGCGACGCGGCCGCCGGCCCGGCCGGGCCCGCCGCGCCGCCGCCGCCGCCGCCGCCCGGCGCGCUCGGCUCCUUCGCGCUGGCCGCCGCGGCCAACGGCUACCUGGGCACGGCCGGCGCGGGCGGCGGCGGGGCCGGGGCCGGGCCCGGCGCCGGCCCGGGGCUGGUGGCGGCGGCCGCGGCGGCCGCGGGCGCGGCGGGCGGCUUCCUGACGGCGGAGAAGCUGGCGGCCGAGAGCGCCAAGGAGCUGGUGGAGAUCGCGGUGCCCGAGAACCUGGUGGGCGCCAUCCUGGGCAAGGGGGGCAAGACGUUGGUGGAGUACCAGGAGCUGACGGGCGCGCGCAUCCAGAUCUCCAAGAAGGGGGAGUUUCUGCCCGGCACGCGGAACCGGCGGGUCACCAUCACGGGCAGCCCCGCGGCCACGCAGGCCGCUCAAUACCUCAUCAGCCAGCGGGUGACCUACGAGCAGGGCGUGCGGGCGUCCAACCCGCAGAAAGUGGGAUGAGGCGGCUGCCGGGGUGCGCGCCCCCGGCCCUCCUUCUGGUCCCCCGGCCCCCUGCCUCCAGGUCCCUCUGCGCCUCCUCCUCCUCCUCCUCCUCCUCCUCGCUCCCUUCUUCUCCUGACCUCCGCUCUUGGGGACAGGCCUCGCGGCUGCACCCCAUCUUCUGGUAGUCGUAGGCAGGGAUGGAUUGAUUGAGUGCUGGCUGGGC